AUGUCCAAUCCACCGUUGUCUAAAAGCUGGGUGGACAUUCGUCGGGCUCUAGAGGAGGCUCGGGACCUCAGCGCAGACACUGCAGCCAACACCCUACUGGAAACCGUCGCGGGAGAAAUAUGGGCUCGGAUACAGGCUCAACCAGACACCUACCUUCUUAGUCGAGACGAGUUCGCCGUUUUCAAUUUAUACCGAACACGAUACCCGGGCGAAACCGCCCAACGAGCUGUGGCUCGUUUCUGGGAUAGCUAUCAGGGAGGCAAUUCCAAUGGAAGCAAGAAAUAG
Penicillium antarcticum is the source of this 285-nucleotide messenger RNA. RefSeq lists its product as uncharacterized. The coding region runs from base 1 to 285 and encodes 94 amino acids. Lineage: Eukaryota; Fungi; Ascomycota; Eurotiomycetes; Eurotiales; Aspergillaceae. The record is from RefSeq and is a predicted model, not a curated record. The transcript has a single exon.